This is a messenger RNA of Adelges cooleyi (spruce gall adelgid), 3194 nucleotides long. RefSeq lists its product as uncharacterized. The coding region runs from base 538 to 2655 and encodes 705 amino acids. Gene Ontology annotation, molecular function: ATP binding; ATP hydrolysis activity; ABC-type transporter activity. The transcript is spliced from 14 exons. Gene Ontology annotation, cellular component: plasma membrane. NCBI's taxonomy places the organism in Eukaryota, Metazoa, Arthropoda, Insecta, Hemiptera, Adelgidae. The record is from RefSeq and is a predicted model, not a curated record.
CGGGUGACCGGCUCAGUCGUCUCUAUCUGGUUCACUGUAUCACGUUGUCAGUGUGUUAGCAGUGCCGGUCUGCUCGAAAAGAUCGCGACCGUAUUUCGAUAUUGUUUAUUUUCAAUACUCGCCGCUGCUAAUCUCGGCGCAUCAGCCGCAGUUGAAAAAUAUUAUCGACGUUCAAACAUAUAAUAAUAACAAUACUUAAAAAAUACUCUGUCGUCGGCCGAAUUGAAUUCGCGCUCUCCCCGGCCCUCGUUUUGUUCUCGCGCCGGCAACGACGACCGCGUUUAAUAAAUUGCGCGCAAUCGUUUCGGUCGCAUCGUUCGCUCGCACACCAAUCACACCGUCAACACCCAUCGUCGACCGGCGUUUCCGAUGGUGGAGGGUCUCGUUUGAUGAAUUAAUCGAACGCCGAGCGAAUGGUGUGUGUUCGUACAGCGACGGAGUGACGGCCGAAAUCUCGCCGUGAAGACAGCGAAAACGCGCGAGCACCACGACGACCGCAACACGACGUCGACGACCGUUGCCGCCGUCGCCAGCACGAUGAUCAUAUCCAAGGAUCUGUUCUUGUUGGGCGAUCAAGACUACCUGCGUCUGCCCAAAGACGACAAGAGGUCCAGGAACACGAACAAAACGCUCAGAUUGGAGAACGGCGUUAACGUACAGGAACCGCCGGGAUGUAUGCACCCGUUACCGGCCCAUCGGCCGAUCGAGCUGACAUUUACAAACCUGACUGUGACAUUGGACGACAAGAGACAGGUACUGAAAGACGUCAGCGGUCUCGUGAAACCCGGAGAAGUGUUGGCCGUCAUGGGACCCUCGGGUUGCGGCAAAACCACUUUGCUGAAUUGUUUGUCAGGUCGAACCAAAUUGGACUCCGGGUGUAUUCAUCUCAACCGUGAGCGUCUGAAUAAACGGUGCAAAAGGCGUAUCUGUUAUGUGCUACAACAAGACAUCUUUUUCCCCGACUUAACCCUGAGGCAAACACUCGAAUAUGCGGCUCUACUCAGACUACCCGAUUCGUUAUCCCGAAGCCAGAAAAUGCAAUAUGUUGAUCAUAUCAUUGACGUACUCGACUUAAACAACUGCCAAGAUACGAUCAUUGGAGAUUACAUAAAACGCGGCCUGUCCGGUGGCGAAAAGAAACGAGCAAAUAUAGCAUGUGAACUAUUAACCAAUCCUGCCUUAAUGCUCCUAGAUGAACCCACUACAGGACUGGAUUCUCAUUCGGCGUACAGUUUAAUGUCAUCUCUAAAAAAAUAUGCGGAAAAAGAAGGCAAAACUAUCGUCGUCACUGUUCAUCAACCUUCAUCGCAAAUAUUCCACAUGUUCGACAAACUGCUUUUAAUCUGCAACGGACAGACUGCAUACUUCGGAGACAUUGAUAAAGUGGUCAGUUUUUUUAGUGGUAUUGGCAUGACAAUAGCGCCGCAUUACAAUCCAGCAGAUUUCAUUUUGGAACAAGUGAAAGGCCCAGAGGAUAUGAAGCAAAAAAUCAUAGCUGCUGCAAAAAUAGCCCGGGAAAACUAUUAUAAUCAAGAGCUAUUGCACUUGAGUUGUGCCUGUGACAAGUAUCUGAAUAACUAUCGUCACAACCACAAUCAUCACAGCAAUGAUAAUUAUAAUUGCCAAUGGCCAAUAAACACAACCAGCGGUCACAUCUGUACAGCGUUUAGUGAUUCGUCUACGGAUAGCAACGAAAAAUGUUACACUGCUAUUACAGUGAAUGAGGACGAAGCGAGAACAUUAUGGCUGGACAGUCAAAGCCACUCUUCUACAUCCACUUCUGAUGAAGAUUUUACUUGGCAAUGGCCAACAAGUUUUUGGACUCAAUUCAAAGUUUUAAGCCAGAGAAAUUUUCAAGAAGCCCGUCCACGCAUGUUAAGCACAUUGAAUUGGGUGCAGACCGUGGCGCUUGGAUUUUUAGCAGGAUUUCUUUGGUUUCAACUUCCCCGAACAGAAGAGUCUUUACAUAACAUACAGGGUUGGAUGUUUUUUUCAACUACUUAUUGGAUGCUAUUUGCUCAUUUUGGCACUUUAUCAUCUUUUCCGCCCGAACGAGAAGUAAUCAAUAAAGAAAGACAAAGUGGAGCGUAUCGUUUGAGUGCAUAUUAUCUGGCAAAAAUGGUCGGCGAAUUGCCACUAACAAUAACCUUGCCAGCUGUCUAUCAUCUGAUCUCUUAUCCAAUGCUCGGCAUGCAUAGUUUUAGCACAUUCUUUAUUUUACUAUUAUUUCUUCUGUUGAAUACCAUUGUUGCUCAGAGUGUGGGAUUUUUUGUUGGAGCUUUUUGUAUGGAUAUGCAAGUUUCAAUAACCAUAAGUGCCCUUUAUACAUUAGCGACUCAGUUAUUCGGUGGCUACUUGGCAACCAAUAUUCCUAGCUGGCUACAAUGGAUGCAGUAUCUUAGUAUGGUUCAUUAUGCGUACCAAAAUAUGCAAAUAGUCGAAUUUGGCGGCGAUGCAGAACCGAUUAGAUGUGCAGCACAAUCCAAAUACUCAGUAUGUACGUCAAAUUCUACAUUUAUACCGGCAUCAUAUAUCGUUAAUGCCCAAGGUGCUUCUUUUCCUUUGUGGCUGAAUACUCUGAUUUUGAUCGCCUUCCUUGUCGUGUUCAGAUUGUUAGGUUAUUUAGUGUUGCGUUUUAUUCGGAGACCAAAGUGAAUACCUACAUUGUUGUUGGCUGUGAGCGAUUAAAUUUUUUAAAUAUUAAUCGUUUUAUAAAACAAAAUAUGGCUGUGUCAUUUUAGACAUUAUAAUAUUUUUUAUCUCGUUAUAAAUAUUAAACUUAGAGACUCGUUUUUCAACUAAAAAACCCCGAACUCAUUUCCUAACACUAAAAUUUGGUGCUUGUACCUUUUUUUGAUCGGAUUUCGGGAACAGUGGUGAGAUGUGAUGCACAUAUUUACCGCUCUGUUUUGAUUUUUUUUACUAUGUUGUAAUAAUGUUUUUAAAUAUUGCAUGGAAAUUAUUUUAAGACUUUAAUUACCUAUUUUUUAGUUUUUAAAAAUCAAUGUAAAAUUAUUGUUUUAUUGAGUCGAACGUACAGAUGAUGUUUGUCGCAUAUACCUCUGAAAUUUUUUUGUUAUACUGUUCGCACAGAUUUUUGUUACUACUUAGAUAAAAAAAAAUCACAUUUUUAAUUUUUAGUUUAAAAAUGCUUUAUUAAUUUUAAUUGAAUCACUAUUCACCAUUAUUUUUAU